CCAACAUGACGGACCCAGUGAAGCUUGUUCUGAGGUAAUCUCUAGAAACGUGUUUCUUUGGUAUUUUAUCUCAUAUGCCAGUGAGACUCUUAUGAGGUCACUGUACGUAUCCAUGUAUCCAUGUGUCCAUGUCUCCAUGUGUCUUGUCCAAUUCAGCAAGUAGAUGGCGUCUUCCCAUAACACACACAGGCGCCUCAUCCCUCCUGAAGAUAGCUGAGUCACAUCUCCAGGCGCGCUCAUUGAAGACACUUCCGAGGCUGUAUUUCGCGGGGUCUGGCGCUCAAACACAAUGUUGACGAUCACUCUGAAGACCCUCCAGCAGCAGACGUUCAAAGUGCAGAUAGAUGAGGAGUUGACGGUAAAAGCUCUUAAAGAGAAGAUAGAGGAAGAAAAGGGGCAAGAUGCGUUUCCAGCUGUCGGUCAAAAGCUAAUCUAUGCAGGCAAAAUUUUGAACGAUGAUAUACCUCUAAAAGAAUAUAAUAUAGAUGAGAAGAACUUUGUCGUGGUGAUGGUUACAAAGCCCAAACCUGCAGCACCGCCACAAGCUCCUCCUCCUGCUCCAGCACUGGCGGCCGCCACUAGCGCUAGCCCUACCACUAGCGCUACCGCUAGUGCAGCCACGGUCAACCCUCCCGCGCAUCCGCCCUCAACUCCUGCUGCGCCUCCUGCUGCCUCCACAGUGCCUGUAUCGACCCCGACUCCCGCUCCCGUAGAACCAGCGGCAUCAGAGGAGCCGCCCGCCCCGCCCGUCACAGCGCCCCCUGCUGCCUCGGAGGCUGUUGUCGAAACGCCUGAGCCUGUUAGCGCGACUCCCGCUCCGGUUUUAGAAGAGGAGAGCCAGGCAGUGGAAGAGGAGCAGGCCAUCGCCCAAUCAGAGGCCAGCAUUACAGAUGAAUUGGAUCUUUUAGAAGCAGCUGCGUCCAUACUAGUUACAGGUCAAGCGUAUGAGAAUUUAGUGACGGAAAUCAUGUCAAUGGGUUACGAGAGAGAACAGGUGAUCGCCGCCUUACGAGCAAGUUAUAACAAUCCGGACAGAGCCGUAGAGUACCUGCUUAUGGGUAUUCCCACAGAAUCGGAGCAGCCGCCACAGGAAGUAGUGCGGCCCACGCCCGUGUCCAACCCCACCCCUCCAGCACCACAGCGACCUCAGCCGCCGCCCGCCGCAGCCGGUGCGGAGUCGGGUGCGGCGCAGGCCUCGGCAAACCCGCUGGAGUUCCUGAGGAAUCAGCCGCAGUUUCAGCAGAUGCGUCAGAUCAUCCAGCAGAACCCUGCGCUCCUGCCAGCGCUCCUGCAGCAGCUGGGCCGCGACAACCCGCAGCUCCUGCAGCAAAUCACGCAACAUCAGGAGCGGUUUGUGCAGAUGCUGAAUGAGCCACACGGAGGCGAGGCCGGAGCACCACAGACCAACUACAUCCAGGUCACGGCGCAGGAGAAGGAGGCCAUCGAGAGGUUAAAAGCUCUGGGUUUUCCUGAGGGACUCGUCAUCCAAGCCUACUUCGCCUGCGAGAAGAACGAGAACCUCGCCGCCAACUUCCUGCUCCAGCAGAACUUUGACGACGAGUGAACGUGAACCGUUUAGACGCGGCGACGCUCGGGAGGACGGCGACGGAGAGAAUGCAAGCGCUAGGCCCCAUGUUGUGCGCGUGUGUGCGUGUGUGUGAAUGCGUGCGUUAGAGCGAACAGGACGUCGACUGGUCUUCCAUGAUGACUUUCAUGGAGUUUAAACUGAAGCCAUGACGUGAAGUUAUUAUCAGCAAAGCUAAUUUUUAUUUUUAAUUUUUUUCGAUAGAUAUAGCCGAUCCUCCGCGACGAGGCGUCCGUUGUCUGUCUGGUUUCUGCUGCUAUCUCUGCUGUGUGUGUCGAGUGAGGUUUUAUUUAUCACAGUUAAAACCCUGCCAAAAAAAACUCUUAAGGUCAUUUCGCGCCAUUGUUUUUCAGUAUUAAAAACGAGACGAUUCUGAGUAGAUGCCAAAUUUAAUUUGUCGUCUUUUUCAACGUUGUACCAUUUUUAUUGCGUUUUGGAGUCACAGUUACAUCAAAUUAAAUAUGGCGUCUACUUAUGCCACGUUUACUCUUCUUUCCAUACGAGUCCAAAGUUUACGCAGUGGACGUCACUAAAACUAUCCGUUAAACCAUUAAUAUUACAAAUAAACCAAAUGUUUUGCACUGCAUGGGUAUGUUGGUAUCUUUAAACCCAUGUAUAAAAUAAGAAAACUGUCAAUAAUGUCUACAAUUAUUAGUUCUUGAUACUAAACAGCAUUGAUAGUUGGGAUGUGACUAUCUGGUUGGCUACUUAUUUAGAUUUAAUUUCCAAUAGGUUUAUUUCUGUUAUGCGAUAGGGGCGGUUCAGCCAAUUCUGGUAUCAUUUACUCACACUUCACUUCUUUCUUCUGUUAAACACAAAAGAAGAUAUUUUGAUGAAUGUUGGUAACCAAACAGGUGACGGUAGCCAUUGGCUUCCAUAGUAUUUUUUUAUGUACUUUGACAGUCAGUAGCUACCGUCAACUGUUAACUGUAACCAAACUGGUGAGGGUAGCCAUUGGCUUCCAUAGUACUUUUUUCCGUCCUAUGGAAGUCAAUGGCUACCGUCAACUGUAACCAAACUGUUGACGGUAGCCAUUGGCUUCCAUAGUAUUUUUUUCCGUACCAUGAAAGUCAAUGGCUACCGUCAAUUGUAACCAUAGUAUGGAAGAAAACAGUAUGGAAAACAAGUCAUUGGCUACCAUCAGCUGUAACCCAACAAGUGAUGGUAGCCAUUGAUUUACAUAGCACUUUUUUCCGUAUCACAGAAGUCAACGGCUACCAUCAACUGUCAACUGUAACUAUAGUUACACUUGUAAGUCGCUUUGGAUAAAAGCGUCUGCUGAAUGUAUAAAUCUAAAUGUAUAGUAUGGGAGAAAAAAAACAUUAUGGAAAACAAGUCAAUGGCUACCAUCAACUGUAACCAAACAGGUGAUGGUAGCCAUUGGCUUCCAUAGUAGUUUUUUCCACACUAUGGAAGGCAAUGGCUACUGUCAACUGUAACCAAACAAUUGACGGUAACCACUGGCUUCCAUAGUAUUUUUUUUCAAUACCAUGAAAGUCAAUGGCUACCAUCAACUAACCAAACAGGCGACGGUAGCCAUUGACUUCCAUAAUGUUUUUUCCAUACCACGGAAGUCAGUGGCUACUAUUAACUGUCAACUGUAACCACAGAAUGAAAAAAAAAAAAAAAAAAAAAAAACACUA
Messenger RNA from Labeo rohita (rohu), 3228 nucleotides. RefSeq names its product RAD23 homolog A, nucleotide excision repair protein b (gene rad23ab). Gene Ontology annotation, cellular component: nucleoplasm; cytosol. The record is from RefSeq and is a predicted model, not a curated record. The transcript has 10 exons. Gene Ontology annotation, biological process: proteasome-mediated ubiquitin-dependent protein catabolic process; nucleotide-excision repair. Gene Ontology annotation, molecular function: polyubiquitin modification-dependent protein binding; ubiquitin binding; damaged DNA binding. Bases 290 to 1564 code for a protein of 424 amino acids. NCBI's taxonomy places the organism in Eukaryota, Metazoa, Chordata, Actinopteri, Cypriniformes, Cyprinidae.